Molecule: messenger RNA, 3023 nt
Organism: Wasmannia auropunctata (little fire ant)
Lineage: Eukaryota; Metazoa; Arthropoda; Insecta; Hymenoptera; Formicidae
Exons: 10
Coding region: 94-2649 (851 amino acids)
Source: RefSeq, a predicted model, not a curated record
CGCAACGGAAUAAUCGUUUCUUUCGAAGAGAUCGUGUCCCCUUAUGUCGUUACCCGGUCUCUAAGCGGGUGAUCGCCGUACGACGCCACAUGGAUGCCGUGUAACACCGUCGCCGUCAGCGGUCUCGUCGCGGGUAAUAUGAAUUCGGAGGGGAACGAUGAGCACGGUCAGGGCAAAGCGGAGGUCAGUGUGGACGUCGGUCUGAAGAAUGACAAACAGUCCGUGGACCAAGACGCGAUGACGUCCAAGGUGCAGCUGGAGAACGGGGCCGAGGAGCAGUUGAGGCUGAACAACAACGGCGGCGGCGGCGGCGGCGACUGUAGCAUCAAGCUCGUGCUGCCAACGUCGAAAACCUCCGUUGUGCUUGCCAACGGGACGAAACCCGUGCAAAACCACCCCGUGUCUGAUUGUGCCAACUCCUUGGAGCAGAACGUUUGUCAGGAUGUGAAUGUAUCUUCCAUGUUUGCAAACGCGACCGCCAGUGUCAAGCCUCAGACUGCGAACACCAAUACCGUUAACUGUCAAUUGAAGCAUAAGACUGUCGUGAAUGCGAGCCCGUUGAGUCUGCCUAAGUCCCAGAUGCACUUGAAUCUAUCUUCCACUCAAGCGAAUGUACACCACGGUCAUAACUCAGCGUCAGCCGUUCUUAAUUCCGCCGCAGCUACCGCCAGUGCUACGUUACAUUCAGGUGUAUCUACGUUAAAUGUAUCAGUAAUGCCUCCUAAUUUAUCAACGAUUAAAUCAAACGACGACGCAGACAUGAAGAAUAAUGUGGAUUACGCAUCUGCCAUAGAGAAAUGUCCUUCUAAGGUCUCUUGCAGUUCAGAUUCUAGUCCGGAGGCUGACUGUUCCUGGACAUCAAAGUCCUACGGAUCUAAACGUGUACUGAAUAACAUAGGUGGUAGUAUAGGCUCGACGAGCCAAGGAACUUGUUGUUUUCUGAGACCUAAUAUCAACGGCAGCAGAGAAGUUGCUGGGCCCAGUGGAUUGCAGAGGACUUCGCAGAGAGAGCAGGUGGAGCGAAUGGAUUCCAGUUCCGGGAACGAAGGGGAUAUGUCCGAUGGAGAAGACUAUUUCUACACUUAUAAAGGAAAUGACGAUGCGAUCCAUUUGGAUCAACAGGAAGAACUGAAUCAGAAUCACGCAGCGAAUCAGAGGGAAGCAGAGGGACAGAACCAUAGCGGUAGAUCGAGUCCAGAGAUGGAUUACCUGGAAAUGGACUUUGAUCCUGGGCCUUCCUGCGAACUGGAUACUGGAGAUAGUGAUCCGGCCUCUAUAAACGAAGAUAUACAGAAUAUAGCGUUAGACAAUAUAGAGCAAGACCCAGUGCUAAAUGAUCUGAGUAGUGGAAAAGUCGUGUCUAGACAGGGAUUGGUAGCGACGCCGCAGACUUCGAAACCAGCGGCACAGCAUGUUAAUCAUACCGCUUACCAACAAUGCACAAGUAAUCAAUGUACAGUAGAGCAAAGUGCAAAGUCAACUUACUCGGCUCCGUGGAUGCCUAGUACUAGCGCUGGAACUGGAAGGUGGGACAGUGCGACACUUUAUCGUAAUACAGGUUGCCCAGUACGCGAGUCGUACGGUUAUCACAACACGAGCGGCGAUCUUAUAUCGCCCGGUGAUAAUAGAGAUUCGGAUUCCGAAUUAUGGGCCGAAUCCUCGACGUCAUCUCUCCCGGACAAUUCCAAUUUGAAUGCCAGGAAGGUUAAUCUCAUUUCUACGCUUUAUCAUCGAAUAAUGGCUAAGAAACUAAUGCUCAAUAAGCAUGCUGCGUUUAAUCAAAGCGGUGAUUCCAAUCUGGAAAAUGAACUGUGUAACGAACGAUUAGAUGGGUUACCGCUAGUUGAAAAGGUAAUGCUGUGGAGUGAGCAGGAAGCCACGAUGAAGCAAGUCACGCAAAUUGGUACCUCCGCCUGUGGUGCUACAUCCGCAAUUAAUGCUUUGUUGGCCUUAAAUGUAUCAUUUUCCCUGGAAGUGUUAGUAAAAGGUGUAAAUACGAGAUUGAGGGAACUGGGUGUACCGCUACCGAGGUAUCUUGUUAGUCGUUCAGUAGCAGGGGCAACUCAUAAAGACAUAGCACGAGGAAUAUCUCUGUCCACGAAUGGUGCAGCUGUAACCAAGUUUUUUGCAUUUUAUCCAGAGAGAAAAGUGUCAUUAUCCCAUUGGUUGCAUUAUUGGAUUUCUAGAGGUGCUGCACCAAUCGCAACAUUGAAUUUACAACAUUGUGGAGAAGGUUGCGAUAUACCAGACGCAUGGCAUCAUCAAAUGAUAUUUGGUGUAGGACAGGCUGGUAUAUAUUUAACAAAUCCCUUAGAAUGUUUACCUGAACAGCUUGUGUGGCAUCAAUUAGUUAGCCCCAGUAUUUUAUUAAUACGAAAAACAGACGUUCUAGCGCAUUGGAAUGCAAAUACAGAUCUAACGCCGCUCGCGACAAUGGAUCAAAAGUGGCGCAAACUUAAUGUCCUUGGGCAAGUUGUAAAUAUGGUGCGAGAAUCAAUGAGCCAAAGGCAGCAACCUAACGGUACGACCAGUGGAGCGACUCACAUUCGCAUUCCGGCGUCUUAUCAAGCAGGCAUUACGUUGGUCAUGUGUGCCGAUUCCGCCGCAGCCACCGAAUUGUUACACGCAGAACAACUACCACUGCUCUAGUCUCAAAUCGAUCAAAAAUUAACAAAUCUGGACUGGUCCACUUGAUUUACAGCAAAUUUUUAUUGGCCGGCCAGCCCACACAACGUUCUUACUCAUAGUUCAUUUUCUAUGUAAACUAUCAGGAUGGAUAAUUUACAUUUUUGACACAAAGCGCGUUUGUAUUCAAAGAGAAUAUUAUUGAUUAAAAUAUAUUUCAAUAGAAUAUUUCUGUUUUAUACAUAGUUAUAUUCAUUAAUUAUCAGAGAUAGCUACAGAGAUAUUAUAAAUAUACUUUAUAGAUGCUUGUAUAGUCGGAAGUAAACUUACCUUGAUAUAAUGUUCAUUACAGAUAUUAUUUCUAGGAAGAGAAUACGAGAUAUAAGUGAUACAAGUAA